This is a messenger RNA of Myripristis murdjan (pinecone soldierfish), 1849 nucleotides long. RefSeq names its product replication factor C (activator 1) 5 (gene rfc5). Gene Ontology annotation, biological process: DNA-templated DNA replication; DNA repair. Lineage: Eukaryota; Metazoa; Chordata; Actinopteri; Holocentriformes; Holocentridae. The record is from RefSeq and is a predicted model, not a curated record. Gene Ontology annotation, molecular function: ATP binding; DNA clamp loader activity; ATP hydrolysis activity. Gene Ontology annotation, cellular component: nucleus; DNA replication factor C complex. The coding region runs from base 152 to 1159 and encodes 335 amino acids. The transcript has 11 exons.
CACCUGAUUGGCUACAGAGCGUGACGUGUGACGCACGUUUUGUUGUGGAGCGCGCCAAACCUCUCUCUGAGAGCAGGGCAUAGUGCAACUGGACUUAUCUCUUAAAAAAGCAUCUAAUUUAAAGCAUUCAUACCUCACAGUGACCGCACACAUGGCGUCUACCAGCAAAACUCCGCUGCAGGCCCGAAAUUUGCCAUGGGUUGAGAAAUACAGACCGCAGACACUUGAUGAUCUGAUCUCUCACAAAGACAUUCUAAGCACUAUCCAGAGGUUCAUCAGUGAGGACCGGCUUCCCCACCUCUUGUUCUACGGCCCUCCUGGGACGGGCAAAACCUCCACCAUCCUGGCCUGUGCCAAGCAGCUGUACAAGGACAAAGAGUUCAACUCCAUGGUGUUGGAGCUGAAUGCAUCAGACGACAGAGGUAUUGAUGUAGUACGGGGCCCCAUUCUGAGUUUCGCCAGCACCAGGACCAUAUUCAAGAAGGGCUUCAAGUUGGUGAUACUGGACGAGGCCGAUGCCAUGACCCAGGAUGCCCAGAAUGCACUGCGGCGAGUGAUCGAGAAGUUCACAGAGAACACGCGCUUCUGUCUGAUCUGCAACUACCUGUCCAAGAUCAUCCCGGCGCUGCAGUCGCGCUGCACCAGGUUCCGCUUCGGCCCGCUGUCCCAGGACCAGAUGAUCCCGAGGCUGGAGCACGUCAUCCAGCAGGAGAAUAUCGACAUAACUCCAGAUGGUAUGAAAGCCAUUGUAACGUUAUCAUCAGGUGAUAUGAGACGAUCACUCAACAUACUGCAGAGCACCAGCAUGGCGUACGGGAAGGUCACUGAGGACACGGUGUACACCUGCACAGGUCACCCACUCCGCUCGGACAUCGCCAACAUCCUCGACUGGUCCCUCAACAAAGACUUCACCUCAGCGUACAACCAGAUCCUUCAGCUGAAGACUCUGAAAGGCCUGGCCCUGCAUGACAUCCUCACUGAGAUCCAUCUGCUCGUACACAGAGUGGACUUUCCCCCAGCUAUUAGGAUCGGUUUGCUCAUCAAGUUAGCUGAUAUUGAACACAGGCUGGCCUCGGGAACCAAUGAGAAGAUCCAGCUGAGCUCCAUGGUUGCAGCUUUCCAGGCCGUGCGAGACCUCGUGGUCAGCGAGGCCUCCUAGAUCACUGCGUCUUCCUUCAGAGUCUGUCCAUUUAAAACACGGAGCGCGGUGCGGUGAAAAGAAAAUGAUCAGUGAUUCGGUUUAAACUACAGAAGGAAAAGGAGUGGGACCGUAUUGUUCCAGCCAGGCAGAAUUUGGGCUGUGCACAGUGGCUCGUUUUGCAAAAUUUUCAUUGUACUGAAUAAAACCCCUCCACCAAUUAAAAAUACAGGGUCAUCCACAGAGAAGCAGGGCCCAAUGCCUUGCUCAAGAGCACUUCAGCAGGGCAGGUAUGUGCUUGAAGCUGCAUCCCUCCCUGAUCACUUUUCACCAAAAAAUGUUUAACCACAUCAGUGAGGUUUUGAAUGCCUGUGUGUUCUACCUCCAUUUCUGACCAGAUGUGUUUAUAUGGUUCAUUUUUUCCCCGCCCUCUUGGUAUAUGAGUAAUAAAUGAGUUUGUUGUUAGUGGCUCUGGUAAUAAAAUAAGAUCUUUCAUUUUGGCAUUGAAUCAAAAUAUAGACUUGAAAACUUCACAUGGUGGAGGUUCACCUGUCAGAUCAGUUGAGAGUCACCAGUUCAUAAUGGAUGCUGGUAUGAGGUAAAGCAGUAAUGCCUCAGAAACGGUGCCUGUCUGAUAAUGUAACUCACGAGAAGAAGAAUGUUCAUGCCAUUUGUUUUUUAAUCUGUUUAAUAAAACAUUUCUGAUAUGUA